AGAGAGAGAGAGAGAGAGAGAGUGAGAGAGGCGGCGGAAAAAAGCUGAGCCGCCGUGCCAAAACCCUUAUUGGUUUUACCGCCAAAAGCCUCGUCAAUUUCGUUCUGUCCUUGAUUUUGUUUGAUUGAUUUACACCUUUGUGUUGAUUUAUUCCUAUCACUUGUGGAUUGGAGGUUGAAUCGGAACUUCUGACUGGAAAUUAACUGAUCAUUUGCUGAUUAUUCUGAGAAUGGACCUUAUGGCUAGUUGCACGGACAAAUUAACACAUUUUCGGAUAAAAGAGCUCAAGGAUGUACUUACCCAGCUAGGUCUUUCCAAGCAGGGGAAGAAGCAGGACCUUGUUGAUCGAAUAUUGGGUGUUCUCUCUGAUGAGCAAGGAACAUGGGCCCAAAAAAAUGCUGUUGGAAAGGAGGGAGUGGCAAAGAUAGUCGAUGAUACUUACAGAAAAAUGCAGGGUUCUGGGGCUCCUGGCCUGGCUUCAAAAUCACAAUCUGUCUCAGAUAAUACAAACAUAAAAUUCAAAGAGGAAACUGAAGAAUCUUUUCAGUUGGAAAAGAUACGCUGCCUCUGCGGAAGCACACUGCCAACUGAUUCAAUGGUCAAGUGUGAAGAUCCUAGGUGUAAUGUCUGGCAGCAUAUAGCAUGUGUGCUGAUUCCUGAGAAACCCAUUGAGGGCGUCUUACCAAAUCCCCCAGAUAUUUUUUACUGUGAAGUUUGCAGACUGAAUCGGUCUGACCCCUUCUGGGUGACGGUUGCACAUCCCCUACAUCCUGUGAAGUUGAAUAUCACGAGUGUUCCUAUAGACGGUUCAAAUCCGGGCCAGAGCAUUGAGAAGACAUUUCAACUGACAAGGGCAGACAGGGACUUGUUGUCAAAAGAAGAAUAUGAUGUUCAGGCAUGGUGCAUGCUUCUUAAUGACAAGGUGACGUUUAGAAUGCAUUGGCCCCAACAGACAGAUCUACAGAUUAAUGGUGUAGCAGUAAAGGCAAUAAACAGACUGGGCUCUCAGCUGUUGGGAGCGAAUGGUCGAGAUGAUGGACCUGUUAUUACACAAUGCACCAAGGAUGGAAUUAAUAAGAUCAUCUUAGGAGGUUGCGAUGCUCGCAUAUUCUGUGUGGGAGUUAGAAUUGUCAAGAGGCGCACUCUUCAGCAGGUUCUUAACAUGAUCCCAAAGGAGAAUGAAGGAGAGCGUUUUGAGGACGCAUUAGCUCGUGUUCUUAGAUGUGUUGGUGGUGGAGCUGCCACAGAAAAUGCUGAUAGUGAUAGUGAUAUUGAAGUUGUUGCUGAUUGCAUUCCAGUCAAUCUCCGUUGUCCGAUGAGUGGUUUAAGAAUGAAGGUGGCUGGAAGAUUUAAGCCUUGUGCGCACAUGGGCUGUUUUGAUCUUGAAGUGUUUGUGGAAAUGAAUCAACGCUCUAGGAAGUGGCAGUGUCCUAUUUGUCUGAAGAACUACUCUCUGGAGAAAAUGAUCAUAGAUCCAUAUUUCAAUCGAAUCACAUCUAAGAUGCAGACCUGUGCAGAAGAUGUGUCCGACAUUGAGGUGAAGCCUGAUGGCUCCUGGCGUGCUAAGGCAGAGGGUGACCGUAGGGCUAUUGGGGAGCUUGGGCAGUGGCAUUUGCCUGAUGGUAGUAUCUGUGCUUCAGUGGUCGUAGAAUCAAAACCGAAUCUGGAGCUUAAAUCUGUUAAACAGGAAGUUGGGUCUGAUAGUCAUGCUGGUCUUAAAUUAGGAAUAAGAAAAAACCAAAACGGAAUAUGGGAAUUUAACAAACGGGAUAAUUUGUCGAGAAGCUUACCUGCAAAUAAAUUUGAUAACGGUGACAAAGUAAUUGCUAUGAGCAGCAGUGCCACUGGGAGUGGCAGAGAUUACGGGGAUGUUAGUGUUAACCAGGAUGAUGAUUUUUCUACAGUUAAUGGUAUCGAGUACAAUUCCGUUCCCAUGAAAAUCGAUCCAGCACAUGGAUUUAACGAUCGAGUAGUGUCUGCAUCUGGCGGGGACCCUGAAGUAAUUGUCCUCAGUGAUUCAGAAGACGAAAUCGAAACACUAAUGUCGCCUGGAGUUUACAAGAAUGCUGGUGGAAUCCCAUUUCCAGAUGCACAUAACGGAAUUCCCGAUCCAUAUUAUGAAAGUCCCGCUCUUGGUGCUGGUGGAAUUUACAGUGCAAAUGAUGAUGACUUUGGAAUAAACAUGUGGUCUUUGCCUUCUGUUAGUCAAACGGGUCCUGGUUUUCAGUUAUUUGGUCCAGACGUGGAUGUCUCUGACGCCUUAGUUGAAAUGCAGCACGAUCCUCUUAAUGGUUCUUCAUCCAUUAAUGGCUAUACGGUAACUGCAGAGACUGCAAUUGGAUCUUCUACUGCACUUGUCCCCGAGUCUACUGCCCAGCAUUCUGAUAUUAUGAAUGAUGGCUUAUUAGAUAAUGAUCCUUUAGCAUUCGGUAGUAAUGAUCCUUCACUUCAAAUAUUUCUCCCGACACGGCCUUCGGAUCCAUCAGUCGAGCAGUCUGAUGCGAGAGACAAUCCGGACGUCUCUAAUGGUAUUCGUACUGAGGAUUGGAUUUCUCUCAGGAUUGGUGAUGGUGUCGGAGUUGUUCCAGGUGAAUCUGGUGCUGCAGCAAAUGAUUUGAAUCCAGGACAACAGUUGAAACAGAAGGAUGGUGCAUUGGAUUCUUUACCAGACAACGCAUCUUUGUUGCUGGGGAUGAACGACAAUAGGUCAGGAAAGACAAGUAGGGAAAGCACUGAUAGUCCAUUCUCAUUUCCUCGACAACGGCGUUCAGUAAGACCAAGAUUAUAUCUGUCUAUUGAUUCAGACUCGGAAUAAUUAAAAAGCCGAUGUGGGACUCUUUAUCCGGAGCAGUUAUCUUCUUUAUGUAAAAACCCUGCAGGAAUGAUAUCAGAUGCCAUUUCAUUUGAACAAGACAGCUGUUUCCAGAAAAGAUCCGUACCUCAUUCUCUAUGUAUAUGCCGAAUUGAAGAAAGAGCUAACACCAAUUUUGAACAGUGAAUCUGGCAAAUUUAUAGUCAUAUCACUGUGCUGCCAGCACAAGAGUUUUGCUUCUGAUAGGUAGAGUCACUCACUAUGAACCCUCUGCACUUUUGCUGAUCCAGGAUUUUGUCCUCGGGAACAGGUGGGGCUCGAUUAUCGGUUGACUUGGUAGAUUGUGCAUAUGACAGCUUUUUAUUUUAUUAUUAGGAAAACUGAAAACAAGUUUAAAUUAUUUUCUAGUUGUAGAGGGGAAGAAGGUUUUAGGACAGAGGAAUCCUCCUCAUGCUCUUAGUUUUGAUGAGAGUAGUCUUGUAAAUCUGAUUACCAAAUUUCGAUAUAUAUAGAAAUAUAAGUUCGAUGUU
This is a messenger RNA of Erythranthe guttata (spotted monkey flower), 3342 nucleotides long. Its product is annotated as E3 SUMO-protein ligase SIZ1. Gene Ontology annotation, molecular function: SUMO ligase activity; zinc ion binding. NCBI's taxonomy places the organism in Eukaryota, Viridiplantae, Streptophyta, Magnoliopsida, Lamiales, Phrymaceae. Gene Ontology annotation, biological process: protein sumoylation. The record is from RefSeq and is a predicted model, not a curated record. Gene Ontology annotation, cellular component: chromatin.